CUCGCACGAUAUUUUUGCAUCUAAAGGAAAACAAAGAAUAAGAACAUAACCAAAAGCCUCCAUAUUUUUUUCUAAAUCUUUCAAGCCAGGUUUCAUCAUCUACUACAAUAUCUCAGUUGAAUUGAUUAUGGUUGAACAAACUUCUUUUGAAUCCAAAGAUGAUAUUGGAGAAAUUGCCCCCUUUGAUCCCACAAAGAAAAAGAAGAAGAAAAAGGUUGUAAUCCAAGAUAUUGCAGAGGAUGAUCGCUUAUCUGAGAAGAUAGAUAACCUAUCUCUUGCUGAUGGAGUAGAAAAUGCAUUUGUGGGUAUGAAAAAGAAGAAGAAAAAACCAGUGGGAAGCGAUUUGACAAACGAUGGAAGUGCCCUUACAGGGCAUGGUGGUGAGGAUGAAGAAGAUGCAAACAACUCGCGACAAAAAUAUCCAUGGGAAGGAACCGACCGGGAUUAUUUAUAUGAGGAGCUUUUAAGUAGGGUUAUUCAUAUUUUGCGAGAAAACAACCCCGAACUCGCUGGAGAUAGACGAAGGACAGUGAUAAGACCCCCACAAGUUCUUCGAGAAGGCACAAAAAAGACCGUUUUUGUUAACUUUAUGGAUUUAUGUCGAACAAUGCAUAGACAGCCGGAUCAUGUGAUGACUUUCCUUCUGGCUGAAAUGGGAACAAGUGGUUCCCUUGAUGGUCAACAAAGAUUGGUAGUCAAGGGUCGAUUUGCUCCCAAGAAUUUUGAAGGAAUCCUUCGAAGAUACAUAAACGAAUAUGUGAUAUGCAAUGGCUGCAGAAGCCCAGAUACAAUUCUUUCAAAAGAGAAUCGUCUCUUCUUCCUUAGAUGUGAACAGUGUGGUUCUGGGAGGUCAGUGGCCCCCAUCAAGACUGGUUUUGUUGCACGAGUCGGCCGUAGGAAAGCUGGCUCCUAGUUUUAGUUCAAGUAAACAACUCUACAAUAAAAAUGUAACAAAUAAAGGAUUUAUAAAAUCUCCUAUUAACUUUUUUUUGAAGUAUUAUUUCAUUUCAUUAAUUUGACAAUGGAU
Lactuca virosa is the source of this 1027-nucleotide messenger RNA. NCBI's taxonomy places the organism in Eukaryota, Viridiplantae, Streptophyta, Magnoliopsida, Asterales, Asteraceae. The record is from the annotation of a GenBank genome assembly.